Molecule: messenger RNA, 5524 nt
Organism: Eublepharis macularius
Lineage: Eukaryota; Metazoa; Chordata; Lepidosauria; Squamata; Eublepharidae
Gene: RUBCN
Product: rubicon autophagy regulator
Exons: 22
Coding region: 82-3123 (1013 amino acids)
Biological process (GO): negative regulation of autophagosome maturation; negative regulation of endocytosis
Cellular component (GO): early endosome; late endosome
Molecular function (GO): phosphatidylinositol phosphate binding
Source: RefSeq, a predicted model, not a curated record
GUCGCUCCGGCCCUGGCCAUGGCUGCGGGAGGAGCGCUUCGAGGGGCCGCCGGUCUCUGACGGCUGCCUCCCCGGCCAGGGAUGGAGGUGGGCGAGCAGGAGGAGAGCAGGAAGGAGCAUUGGAAGCUGCUAGGCAAUCUGAAGAGCACCGUGGAAGGCCUGGUGUCGAUCAAUAAUCCCAACGUCUGGUCUAAAUAUGGCGGCUUGGAGCGGCUCUGCAGAGACAUGCACAGCAUCCUCUACCACGGACUGAUCCCUGACAAGGUGUGCUUCAGGCAGAAGGACUACUGGCAAUUUGUGAAGGACAUUCGUUGGCUGAGCCCUCCUGUUGCCCAUCACGUUGAGAAGUUCAUCAAGCUGCAUGAGAACAGGCAAAAGAAUACCGAUAUUGUCAGCGACCGAGCCAUCGCUGAGCUGUGGCUCCAGCACAGUCUGCAGUUGCAUUGUCUAUCAGCCCAGCUGAAACCACUGCUUGGGAAUAAGCAGUACAUCAGGAAAUUCUAUGCAGAUUCGGCUUUUCUGCUCAGCGACGCCCACGUCACAGUUAUGUUGCAGUGUUUGGAGGCUGUGGAACAGAAUAAUCCUCGGCUGCUUGCUCAAAUAGACACAUCCAUGUUUGCUCGGAAAAGUGAGGCUUCCAUGCCUGUGCUAAAGAGCCAGAGCCUCACAGCGCUUCCUGGAUCCGUGUGCACCCCUCCUGCUGAGUGCAUGGCCCACCGAUAUUUCGGCUCUUUCUCAGGUCUUCACUUGUCUUCUGCCAGCAUGCAAGACAGGAGGCCAUCAAGUGCUUCAGUCUGCAGUGGUUCCAGCCAGCCUCAGGAAAACGCCCGAUGUGCCUCGUCCCACUGGCAUGCAGAGGGGAGGUCCUCCCGACACCCUGCUGCCCCAGUUCCAAACCUUACCAUCUCUUGCCCCCAGGACAAUUUCCCCCCUGCUGGUGAAAUGAGUUCCAGCACCUCAGCCAGCCAGAAUGAUGAUCCCUGGGCGGGCAGCCAGGAAGACACAGAUGGACCGGAGUACUUGGCCAUUGGGAAUCUGGGUCGGCAGAACCGGGCUUGCAGCAGCCAGAGUGAAUCCAGCACGGCCACCACCAACAGCACCGAGAGCAGUACUUCCAAUCUGUUCUCCUCCGGCAGCUCUCAGAAGCAGGAGUCUGUUUCGUCCUUGGGGGAACAGGGUGCGGGUGGGAGCAGCAGCCGGGGGACGACCCUCUUGCGGAGGUCUAGCUUCUCAGAAGGACAGACAUCAGCCACCCGUGGGAUGCUCAAGAGGAGCCACGUACGCUCCCACUCAGAUACCAACGUGGCCUCUGGGAAAGCUCACGAGUCCCAUGGCGAUAUCUCCCGGUUCCAAAGCAACAUGUCCUGCCCCGUACAGAGUGGUGAAGCAAGCACGCCUGGGUCAGUCUAUGUGGAAUACGAUACCGGGCAAUACCUGAGCUCUGGGGAAGGGAUAUUUCGGAGACCCUCAGAAGGGCAAUCCCUGAUUAGUUAUUUGUCGGAGCAAGAUUUCGGCAGCUGUGCAGACUUGGAAAAGGAAAACGCUCACUUCAGCAUCUCGGAGUCGCUCAUUGCCGCCAUUGAGCUGAUGAAAUGCAACAUGAUGAACCGGCAGCUGGAAGAAGAGGAGGAGGACAGCGACAAGGAGAUCCAGGAGCUCAAGCAGAAGAUUCGCAUCCGGAGGCAGCAGAUCAGGACUCGCCAGCUCCACCCUCCUUACCAGGAUAUCAGCUCUGACAGUUUUAGGGCAACGGACAGUGGGUCCCAGUUCAGCUCCCGAGGCUCAACACGCCUGUCCGACUCAGGCUCUGCAGAAGAGGUGGACGAGUAUGAGCUGAAAGAUGGUAACGAUGGAUCUAACCUGAUUCAAAUGUCCAAGAACGGCCUGUCAGUCUCAAUGGCUUCCUUGUUUUCAGAUGCAGAUAUCAAGCGGAAUGUGGCCCCCGGCAAGAAAUCCUUCCUCUCUUCUGGCUCCAUCAGCUUCCACUCCUUCCUUCACUCGAACUCCGCGGAGGCUGUGGCCAUGGGCCUGCUGAAGCAAUUCGAAGGGAUGCAGCUCCCUGCAGCCUCAGAGUUAGAAUGGCUCGUGCCAGAGCGGGAUGCCCCACAAAAGGGCCCAAGACUGACCCUUAAAAAGCUGUUUAAGAGGCCCAAGUGGUAUAAGAAAAGGCAGCUUUCCAAAAAACUACUGCUGCUGUUGCCAAUCCCAGAUUCUGUGCCCAUCUCCCCUGAUGAUGGAGAACACGCGGAUAUUUACAAACUCCGAAUCCGGGUCCGUGGGAAUCUGGAAUGGGCCCCCCCACGACCGCAGAUCAUCUUCAACAUCCAUUCAGCACCAACGAGGAAAGUGGCUGUGGCCAAGCAGAACUACCGCUGCGCAGGCUGUGGAAUCAGGACAGACCCUGAUUACAUCAAGCGCAUGCGCUACUGUGAAUACCUGGGCAAAUACUUCUGCCAGUGCUGCCAUGAGAAUGCCCAGAUGGUCAUUCCGAGCCGCAUUCUGCGCAAGUGGGACUUCAGCAAGUACUACAUCAGUAAUUUCUCCAAGGACCUGCUGAGCAAGAUCUGGAGCGAUCCCCUCUUCAAUGUGCAGGACAUCAACGCCGCCCUCUAUCGUAAGGUCAAGCCACUCAACCAAGUCCGACUAUUGAGGAUCCAGCUUUACCACAUGAAGAACAUGUUCAAGACCUGCCGCCUGGCCAAAACGCUUCUGGAUUCCUUUGACAGCGUGCCGGGUCAUUUGACGGAGGACCUCCACCUCUAUUCCUUAAAUGACUUGAAUGCCACCAAGAAGGGGGAGCUUGCUCCCCGCUUGACGGAGCUCUUCAAGGCAGGUGCCCUGCACGUUGAGAAAUGCGUGCUGUGCCAGGCGAAAGGCUUCAUUUGUGAAUUCUGCCAGAACGACAAGGACGUCAUCUUCCCCUUUGAGCUGAACAAGUGCAGGACCUGUGAAGAAUGCAAAGCCUGCUAUCACAAAGCCUGCUUCCGGCUGGGACCCUGCCCCAAGUGCGAGCGGCUGCAAGCACGGAGAGAAAUGCUGGCAAAGCAGAGCAUGGAGGCCGACAUCUCGGACUACGAGGAGCAGGAGGAAGAAGAGGAGCAAGCGGCUGUGGCGGCCACGUGACGACUGAGGGGCUGCCCCUCGGGGCACGGGUUCCGCCUCCAGAGUCUGAACUGAUGACUAACUUGAACUGACAGGCCCAAAGCCAAUGUAAUGUCUAGAUAUGGGGACGGGGGCGGGGGGCACAUCUUAUGCACUUGGCUCAGGUGGUUCAGAUUUUCCUUUCUGUCUGAGCCGCAGGACUGGGGGAGGAUCACUGCUGUUUCUACUGCUGACGUUGAUGCACUACGAAGCAAAGCUUCGCCACGGCCGCAGAGGGAACGGCGGCGGGUUGCAUCAGCAGCCCGACUCGAGUGCCUGAACUCGCCCCCACUCCAUCUGGUAGAAGGGGCUGGAUGACAAUUGGCUGUGUGGGACAGUUCCUGGGAACAGACCAAAAUACUCUUUAAAGGGAAAAUAACACACUUGAAUCAUUUUACUCGUCGGAUAGGUUGCUGAUAACAGAAGAGGCAUCUUCUUUGGAGAGUAGGCGGUCUUUUGCCAAAACCACUGCCCGUAGCCCUGGAGAGUCGGCUACUGGACUCUUACUUAUCCCUCUCAUUUAGUGCCUGAAGGGGGAGCCAGAGAGCAAGGAGCAGAGAAUGCUGCCUGGCCGUUCACAAACUGGCAGUGUAAAAAAACAGCCUUUAGCCGAGGUGUGUGUUGGGGGUGGGGGCUAGAAUUGCUGUGGAGUUGGGUGCCACAUUGUCCAAUUUCUCAGAACUGCCUGCCUAAUUUCUCCCUUUUUCCUUCCCUCUUGCCUGAAAUGUAUGCCACGCAUGUAGCAGAGUGAAGGAAUAAUAGGGUGACGGUGUUCUGGGCUAGUGAAAUAGACUGCUCCAGUGAUAGGAUCGUUUUUAAAAACUCCCUGCAAAUAAAACAAUAGCAAAACAGGGAGUAGGCUGGGAUAGGUUCUCCUCUGACGUGCUAGUUUUAGUUUUUUACUUGCUGCCUGGAGUCAUAUAGUCUGUUUCCACCUACUCAGGAUUCUGCCGUCUUACUUUGCUUCUUAUGGAGACUAGCCGUGUUUCGAACAAGGGAUGAAAAAGAAACUUGGCUUGGCAACAGAUGGGGUUGACAGCCUCCCCCAGGGCCCCAUUCGGACUUAGGAGCUGCUAGUUCUUGACCUGGAGCCCUGCUACAGAUGGCGGCAGUUUGAGAGAAGAGCCCUGGGGGUCUGACGGAGGAGGGAAGAAGAGAUGGGGAAGCGCCUUUCCCACUAUUACCCGUGCGUGGAGUGAGAUGUCAGGGAGACUCUAAGGAAAGUCGAGAGGGUGUCGCGUGAAGUGGUGAUGUUCCGUAGGGUUGCCAGGUGCCUUGCAGAAGUAGGGUUGGAUGCCAAGAGCUAGGCUGAAGCACGCUUGGCAUUUCCCAUUGGCUGGUUGCAAGAUACGUUGGAUUGUCUGAUGGAUUCUGCUGAUGGAACUCAGGGUCAGGUCCAAAAGAAGCAAGACCCUCAUGCUUCCGGCCACCUCUCUUGUUGCUGCCAUAAGCGACUGAGCCAUAUAGUUGGCCUCCGUAUGUUUUCUUUUUAGAAAAUGCAGCAGGUCUUCUCCCUCUUCCUUUCCUCCACCCCUGGCCUGCUGAAGACGCUUUUUUCUCGGAUCUCUUGUCCACCUGUUAUGUCCGGAGCCUUAUUCCUUAACAGGCAGCCAGCAGGGAGGGGGGACCUCCAAGCUGUACUUCCCCUGCUUCUCUUUGUUGCUCACGCCUGUUGCUCAUAAUGGCUACUGGCACCCCAAGUCCUGGAGGUCACCCCUUCUUCACUGCACUGUGUAUGUGUGUGUGGUUGUGUGCAUUCGGUGGCUGGUCUGACAUUGCAGCAACAUGUGUGAGCUGCAAGUACGACCAGAGGUGGCCGCCCCGUAGACAGAAAGUCCAGGGCUGAGACAGGCUGGCCUGUUCCGCGCUUCGUGUUGCUUGAAAGAGUUGCUCGCCUUUGUCUUUGUAAGUCAACACUUCCCCCCGCCCCCCAAACCCACUGGCCUUCUUGCUUUUAUUACAUGACAUGAGCAAUGUUCAGAGUGAAUGACUGGAUCUCCUCCUCUGACCAUUCCCCUUCUGCUUGCUGAUAUUCUGUUGGUUGGAUAAGUACGCCGUGUCCUUGUCAGCUUAGGUGCGCUCCAACAAACCGUUGCAAGCUUUUAGGAGGACCGUGCGCUUGCUGCUCCUUCUCUAGGGGAAGAGUGAGAUCUAAUGCUCAAGGCCAUGGGGGCAGCCAUUUUCCAUGUGAAACUGCUCUAAGGAUUAUGUUCCUGAUCUAAGGUAAAGUGCUGUCCCAUACUGGCUGUAUCGAUUGAGAAAGCAUGAUGGGGUGCAUCUUUUCCCCAAGAACUUGCUUGUUUUGAAUGUUUUCUGGAGGUGGGCUACGAAUCCCUCAGGAUACAGCCGGGUUUUCGAGGAAUUGAUAAACAAUUCCAAAUAU